UAAUCCCCGGGGGAGGGGGCCGACCCGGAUGGCCGUGCCCUCGUCGGGUUCCUGCAGACCCAGCCCCGGCUUUGAGGCGCCCCUCCGCCGCCGCCGUGGCCCUUUCUGGUUGCGUCUGGGAGGAAUGGUUGCGGAGUUGGUGGAUUCUCCGCUGGGGUUUUAGGAGGAUUCCGGCGGUCCGUGCUCUCGGCCGGGGUGAGUGGAGCUCCGAGGUUCUGGCCUGCCGGGUGGCCGGAUUGGGCGCUGGAGCUGCUAAUUGGUGCGUUUCUGCUGCUGCGAAACCUAUAGAUUCACGAUGUUUUUCUCUCGUGUCUCUUCUCGUUGCUUCUGUUGUUUAUUGCGUUCUGAAUUCGAGAACGGUUGGAUUUUGAAAGGGCCAUUCUUCGUUGAGGGACUUGUGGACGUAAUGUUUGAUUUUUUUUAUGUGAAAAAUUGUAUCUUUUUGUUAGUUUUGCGGUGUUUUCAUGUUGUCGUAGUCGAACAGCGGAGGAACUUGGUUUCGAAUAACGGUCUGGAUCCGGCGUAGUUUUCGUACUUGUUUGAGAAAAAGUGAAGUUUUCGUACAACCGCUCCUUUUUUAUAUAUAUUUCCUAUCAGAAUUCCAUGUGUAUGCUUCUUUUCUCUGCAGCUAAUAUCUGGAUUUCUCAGUUAGUUUCAUGACUUAUUACACUUGUCAUAGCCUUGAUGAUCUGUUAUCAGCCUUGGAUUCUAUUAAAUCAUUUGUUCAGGGUUAAAGUUUGGGCGGUAAAAGCUGCCAUUGUUCUUCUGACUUGAAAAGGGAAUGGCUUUCCCAGAUGAUGGAAAGAUGAAGGGCUGUCAGCCAAAGCUUUUUGGGACAAAAGAUAAGAAAGUCGUUAAGAAGACAGACCGUGCAAGCUGCUCCACAGCAAAAUGUGGAUCAAGUAACUCGAAGUCACCAUCUUCGUCCCCCUUCAGGAAACUUUCAGAAGUUAGGAGCAUACGCCUCAGCCAUUUUCUAAGCCACUCUUCAAACUCUACGAAAUAUGAACAUAUCAGGAUAUUUGUCUCCACGUGGAAUGUUGGAGGAAAAGCACCUACCGCUGAGUUGAAACUGGAUGACUUUCUUCCUGCUGAUGACCAUUCAGAUAUUUAUGUUUUAGGAUUUCAGGAAAUUGUCCCUCUCAAUGCUGGUAAUGUACUUGUGAUAGAAGACAACGAACCAGCUGCAAGAUGGCUUGCUCUUAUAAACCGUGCGCUAAAUAGACAAGUUGGCACUGAUGCUGAUAUUUUUCAGAAUAAACCAUCUCCCUCCCUUGAUUCAACCUCAUCCCAAUCAACGCCAGGCCUUGAUGCUUCAUCCUCCAACCGUUCAAGAACAGCUAGCGGUUCUGUAAUCUUCCAAAAGUCCUUGAAAUCCAUCAGGAAAUCUUACAUGCCAUCCCGGAGAAAACAGCUUAAAUUCUGCAAUUGCCCGGUGGAAAUGGCCAAAAAGUCCUACAAGGAUGCUUGCUUUCGGUGCCCACAAGCAUAUGCUAAUGAAAUGGACUCUUCUGAAGAGGAUGAAUUGGAUGACAAAUUGAAUGAUAUAUUUGGCCUAAGUGAUGAUGGCGUUACUUCGGCUGCUUCUGCCUCCAGGGACCAGCUUAAGUAUAACCUCAUAUCUUGCAAACAAAUGGUUGGUAUUUUUGUCACAGUAUGGGCAAAGAAAGAGCUAGUGCAGCAUAUAGGCCAUUUGAGAACGUCCUGUGUUGGUCGUGGAAUAAUGGGAUAUCUUGGAAACAAGGGAUGUAUAUCAGUAAGCAUGACACUGUAUCAGACGAGCUUUUGUUUCAUCUGCAGCCAUUUGGCUUCAGGUGAGAAAGAAGGAGAUGAGUUGAGGCGGAAUAUAGAUGUGUUAGAGAUUCUGAGGCUCACACAAUUUCGGAGGAUUUGUAGAAGAUCUGGGCGAAGAAUCCCUGAGAGAAUUCUUGACCAUGAUCGGGCAAUAUGGUUGGGGGAUCUGAACUACCGUAUUUCCUUGAGCUAUGAAGAUACCAAGAAACUUCUGACUGAAAAUAACUGGGAUGCCCUUUUUGAGAAGGAUCAGCUCAAUAUCCAGCGUGCGUCUGGAAGAGUGUUCAAGGGGUGGAGUGAGGAGAAGAUAUAUUUUGCUCCCACAUACAAGUACUCUUGCAACUCUGAUUCUUAUGCUGGAGAGACAGCCACAUCAAAGAAAAAGAGGAGAACCCCAGCCUGGUGUGAUAGAAUACUAUGGCAUGGAGAUGGUAUUGCUCAAUUAUCCUACUUCCGAGGGGAGUCUAAAUUUUCAGACCACCGUCCUGUCUGUGGAACCUUUAUCGUGGAUGUUGAAAUGCUAGAUGGCAAAUCAAAACGGCGCUCAUCAAACACUAACAUUAAAAUCGGUGCUGAAGAGCUGUUACCGAGAAGUAAGCACAGCAAAGAUUUUGGCCAGGAAGAAGUAGCUGCUACUUGCACUGGCCAGGAAGAAGCCAUCCCUUGGAUGGAUGGAGAUGACUUUUUGUCAGAUAUUCUUCUGGAUGAUGAUAACGAUGAUGCUGUUGUUGGUUCGGAUGCCAUGAACAUUCCGAGGACACAAGAAAUUGAGAGUGUCCAGGAAGUUGAUCAAGUUGAAGUUGAGGUGCAGGCAAUGAGGGAUCUCUCCGUUGCAAUGGCGGCGUGUUCUCCAUGGGCAGGGGACCGCCCUCCUGCCCUCGCGCCGCGGCUCCUCCUCGUCUCCCUCCUCACGCUCCUCGCCGACCGCUGCGGCGCUGCCCGGGCUGGCGGCAAGGGCAGCUCGGUGUACCCAGCGGCCGUCGUGUACCCGCACCACUCGCGCCAGAUCUCCUGGAAACCCAGGGUGUUCCUGUACCAGAACUUCCUCAGCUACGACGAGGCCAACCACCUCAUCUCCCUCGCUAGAGCGGAGCUCAAGAGGUCGGCAGUCGCCGAUAACAUGUCUGGCAAGAGCACGCUCAGCGAAGUCCGUACCAGCUCCGGCACCUUCCUCAGGAAAGGCCAGGAUCCAAUUGUUGCGGGUAUAGAGGACAAAAUUGCUGCAUGGACAUUCCUUCCAAAAGAGAAUGGUGAAGAUAUCCAAGUCCUAAGAUAUAAGCAUGGGGAGAAGUAUGAACCACACUAUGAUUACUUCACUGACAAUGUUAACACUCUCCGUGGUGGUCAUCGCUAUGCUACUGUUCUUUUGUACUUAACUGAUGUAGAAGGAGGGGAAACAGUUUUCCCCUUGGGCGAGGAGUUUGACGACGCUAAAGAUGCAACCUUGUCAGAGUGUGCUCAGAAAGGCAUUGCAGUGAAACCACGAAGAGGGGACGCCCUCCUUUUCUUCAACCUUAGCCCAGAUGGCACCACCGAUUCAGUGAGCCUCCACGCUGGAUGCCCGGUCAUAAAGGGCGAGAAAUGGUCAGCUACAAAGUGGAUCCGUGUGGCAUCGUUUGACAAGGUACAUCACACACGAGGCAAUUGCACCGACGAGAACGAGAGCUGCGAGAAAUGGGCAGCUCUGGGAGAGUGCAUAAAGAACCCAGAGUACAUGGUGGGAAUCGCAGCGUUGCCCGGUUACUGUCGGAGGAGCUGCAACGUGUGUUAGCAACUUAGCGUCAGGAUACGAGAAAGUGGGCUCAUUGGAACCGUCUACCUUGACUCAAGGAACAGGUUACACCGAGUUGAUUCACAAGGUUUGGCCUGGAUUCUACCGUUUUAUUCUUUUGCUGCUCCUGAUUAGAUACUGGUUCUUCAGUGGUAACCAGGCAGGAGCCGAAAGACAACUCUUUGUUAGUGCUUACCACAUAGUUGUAUCCACAGUCUAUGCUGGAUGGAGAUGUAUUCAGAACAAGUUUAGUGCAGUAUGAUUUACUUAUUUAUUAGAUUGCGUUGUGUCUGCUUGAUCAUAAUUUGUGCCAGAAUUCAAAAACAACUGGAUCCAUUGUCAUCUGUAAUCUUUCUUGAUGAGUGGUGUAAAUUUUCCGGUAACCCCGCAAA
This is a messenger RNA of Panicum virgatum (switchgrass), 3957 nucleotides long. RefSeq lists its product as uncharacterized. Bases 782 to 3565 code for a protein of 927 amino acids. Gene Ontology annotation, molecular function: L-ascorbic acid binding; inositol-polyphosphate 5-phosphatase activity; oxidoreductase activity, acting on paired donors, with incorporation or reduction of molecular oxygen. The record is from RefSeq and is a predicted model, not a curated record. Gene Ontology annotation, biological process: phosphatidylinositol dephosphorylation. NCBI's taxonomy places the organism in Eukaryota, Viridiplantae, Streptophyta, Magnoliopsida, Poales, Poaceae. The transcript has 19 exons.